Ectocarpus siliculosus is the source of this 1789-nucleotide messenger RNA. The record is from the annotation of a GenBank genome assembly. NCBI's taxonomy places the organism in Eukaryota, Phaeophyceae, Ectocarpales, Ectocarpaceae.
UUGUGGUUGGAUCAACAGCACUGGCAACCCUAGAAGCGCCCAUGAAGAAGCCGAGAGGGUACAUGAGAGAAGCAAACCAAGAAAUCGGUUAGCCCACCGGGCACCUCUUCUCCCUUCGAUGCUGCAGCGCCAUAGAAACAGCAAAGCCAACAGCAACCGGAAUCAAGGCAAAGAUGUCUCUACAGCAGCAGCGGCGGCGGCGGCGGCGGGGCGACGAACGCGAAAGAUAGCAACCAUAGGCCGCAGGAAACUUUGGAUUGUGGUCACCUCCUUCAUUGGCUGCUGCUUCUGCAUGUGGCUUCUCUUUUCCUUGUACGUCGCGAGCUCCUCGGAGCAGUCGGAAGCGAGGCGUGCGGUUCGUUCCGGCGAUGUCCUGGACUUCCAAGGCAUCACGCGAACGAACAGCAACGACACCGACAGCGGCAAACCUCGGAUAGCGAUCAUAUCGAACGCCGUGGCCUUCCCGUUUGGGUCGGCUACGACGGCGCACUGGAGCCUCUUUAAGGAGUACUUUGCCAACAAGGACUGCUACGCGAACACCCAUGGCUACGACCUCAUCAUCGACUCCAGGAACCAUGUGAACGGGAUGGGUUUCUACACCGACGAGAACGGGCACAGAGGCGGCACGAACGUGCACUUCAACAAGCCCUACCUCAUCCGCAAGUGGCUGCCGCACUACGACUGGGUGCUGUGGCUAGACAUGGACGCUCUGGUCGUGGACCUCGCGAAACCGAUCGAGAAGUUCAUCGAAGAGGUCGGAGGGCAGGAUGGCGACAUUCACGUCCUUGUGCCCCAAGACCAGAACGUGCAGUUCUUCUUUAGCGCUUGCUCCCUGCUCUUGCGCAACAGCCCGGAAACUAUGGAUAUGGUAGAAGACUGGUUUACUCUCAAGGACACGUGCCCGUACGCGAUGUACGACGACCAGAGCCGGCUCUACGCGGCCAUCCUGAGAAUGCAGCUCAGGUGUUUGGAUUCGGCCGGGGGUGGGAGGGGGAUAAACCGAGUUCGGAAGCUGUUCCCCCCGGGGGGGUCCAGCCGCCUGCCCCGGAAAAUGUUCCCCAAGGGCCCCGACCCCGGCUGGGUUUUCCAGGGCCAGUUCGGGGGUAUAAAGACGCACCCACACCUUGUGGAGCACGCCUUCUCGGUGCACACGAAACCCUUCUGCCAGAAGAGCUUCCAGAUAUGCUCCCCCUUCGUGGACGCGAUACUGGCGCCGAACUACCAGAAGGGAAUGCAGAGGUGCUACGGGCAAGGGUGGGUGGCCAAGCCCUACAUGGCGCUGGCCACCCUGCACGAAGGGGCCAAGUCCGGCCCUGCGGUGGACAACGAGGCCUUGGGUGUGCACGUUAAGAACGCCAGUUCCGUUGAAGCGUUGGUGCCGGGGCUCAACGUGCCUUACGGCAUCCAGUUCACGGGCAUGCGGGAGAGCCAACAAGCUAACGGGGGGCGCGGCGGCGGCGGCGACGGCAGCGGCGGUGGCCCCGGGUGGCGUCAGAUGGGCACCAAGGAGGACAAGAGGUUCUGCCUCGCCAGCCUCCCCGGGGCGGGGGGGAGGGAGUUCAUGGGGCAGGUACUGGGACCGUUGCUGCUCCAGCGGUUUUGCACCCUGGGCUCUUGCGACGGCAUCAGCUUGAGCAAGGCGAAACGACGAGCACACAGGGAGCAGACCCCUUGCAAGAUCGCUAAGGUGUACCAGGUCUUCCCCUACAACCUCAUGUCGGACUACGCGAGGAACUCGAGACAGCCGUUCUGGCACAUGUCGAUGAUCAGGGACCCUGUUGACCGGUAG